Pterocles gutturalis (yellow-throated sandgrouse) is the source of this 417-nucleotide messenger RNA. RefSeq names its product rhophilin associated tail protein 1-like (gene ROPN1L). The record is from RefSeq and is a predicted model, not a curated record. The transcript has 3 exons. The annotation marks the transcript as partial. Lineage: Eukaryota; Metazoa; Chordata; Aves; Pterocliformes; Pteroclidae.
AUGCCUCUUCCGGAAACCAUGUAUUGCGCUCAGCAGAUCAAAAUCCCCCCUGAGCUACCCGAUAUCCUGAAGCAAUUUACCAAAGCUGCUAUUAGGACUCAACCUCGUGAUGUCUUGCAGUGGGCAGCUGCGUAUUUUUCAGCAUUAUCGAAAGGCGAGCCCCUUCCUGUGAAGGAAAGACUUGAAAUAUCUUUAUCAACAGAGAGAACAAACACUGGUUUGACCCCAGGGCUCCUUAAAGUACUGCAUAAACAGCUUUCUCCCAAAGGCAUAGUGAAUGUUGCAGAACUGAAGGAGAAAUGGAAGCACUUGUGCUUGCCAGAGGAGCAGCUGGAAGCUAUCCUGCAGUUGGACGACUUCGGCGAGGAGGUGGAAUGGAUGAAGGUCCUGGCACUUGGGUGCAGCACGCUCGGCGAG